GCUGUAAACCUGAACAUCUCCCAGCCAACCAUUCACCCAUAUUUAGAUAGAGAGAGAAACCAAAUUAAGAAACACUCACAACAUUUUAAAAAAAAAAUUAAAAAAAUGAAGCUAUCCUUGAAAUUCCGAGAAGAAACCCGGCAUCAAAAUCCACUUUUACGAGCCAAAGUUCCCGUCACAGUCCUCGGCUUCCCCUUCCUCACCGGAAUAGUCGCCGGCGAUUCUUCCGACCUAUCCUUCUCUCUCCGCUCAAACUUCUCCUCCGGCCCAUCGCUAUCUCUCUCGUAUCAUCCCACGCUCUCUCCUCCGUCCCAUUACCCUUUCUCCCUCUCUCUCAAGUCCGGCAUCGGCGUCUUUGGGUCACCUCAGGAUUCCCCUAUCACCUUCUCCGCCAAUUUCAACCCUAAUUCUCUAACCCCCACUUUCUCUCUCCUCAUCAAGCCCCAAUUGGGGAAUUUCUCUCUCUUCAAAUCUGUUUCGUCUGAUACGUCAGGUUCAAUUAAGCUUGGCGGGGGCCCACGAAAUGGCGAAUUAUCAUUCGGGUCGGCGUCGGAUUUUGAGGUUAGGGAUGAUGGUUCAGUUGAUGGGUCGGGUGGAACGGGUCAGGGUAAGUCGUUGGUUUGGAGGGAUUUGAAGAGGAAUUCUUCGCUUUUAUCUGGGAUUUUAGUUGCAGCGAGGACUUCAAUGCCGUUAACGAAUAGGGCUGUGGUUAAUUUCAGGUGGGGCGUGAGUUUCCCCUCUGCUGAGUGUGGUGGUGGCGUUUCGGAGGCGAAACCGCAGUUUCCAGUGUUGUUGAUGAAUAAGAUUUCGUUGGAGAGGGUUGAUGGGGUGAAGAAGGACAAGGAGGAUGAGAGGAAGAAGGUUGAGGAAGCGAAAGCGGGUGAUUUUGAGCUAUUGAAGGGGAUGUGUAGUUGGAUGAGGAGAGAAGUGGUGGAUUUGCAGAGGGAAAAUAGGGAAAUGAAGCAGGCAUUGGAGGGUAUGAGGUUUAAAGCUCAGGGGAGAGAGAAGGAAGUUGUGGGGAAGAGGAUGAUGCCAUUGCCAAGUACUGAGACUUCUGGUGAGUUUGAGAGGUGGAGGAGCAAAAAAGCUGGUGGAAAUGGAAAUGCAAAUGCAAAUGGUAGUGGUGAAGAGAAAUCUACAAGUAAAAUGAGUGAAGUGGAAAAUGAAUUGCAAAAAGCGAUCAAAGCUGCCUCGUCUUAAGCAAGGGUUGGAGUUUGGACUUUGGAGCAUAUAUUUCUGCCUUCAAUUUGUUAUCAAGGUUCUGUAAGUCACUCAACUUAGCAGGAUUGUUUCUGAAUAUUGGAAAAUUUCUAUGGUUGACCGUAAAUCGAGGUAGUUUAUAGAGAGAAGUUAAUUCUCCUAACCCUGAAGGCAUAUGACGUAUCCAUUGACAUUGACCAACAUCAAGGCUCCUAAGAUUGCUAAGUUUUCUCAUGUUUUUAGGCAGUGUUACAAGGCUCGUACAAUUAUAUAGGUUGAGUGUUUGCAAAUUUAAGAGGUCUGUGAUUGAAUCAGGAAGUUCUAUAAUAGGUGUAUGAGAAAGGUUCAGGUACCUUAAA
Spinacia oleracea (spinach) is the source of this 1559-nucleotide messenger RNA. RefSeq lists its product as uncharacterized. Lineage: Eukaryota; Viridiplantae; Streptophyta; Magnoliopsida; Caryophyllales; Amaranthaceae. The transcript is spliced from 2 exons. The coding region runs from base 106 to 1200 and encodes 364 amino acids. The record is from RefSeq and is a predicted model, not a curated record.